CUCAAUCCAAGAUGGCGUCGUUACGUGUUCUUGUAGGAUGUAAACGUGUCAUUGACUAUGCCGUCAAAAUACGCGUUAAACCCGACAAAACUGGUGUUGUGACUGAUGGAGUCAAGCAUAGUAUGAAUCCCUUUGACGAAAUUGCUGUGGAAGAGGCGGUUAGAUUGAAAGAAAAGAAAUUAGCAUCUGAAAUUAUUGCUGUCAGCUGUGGACCUGCAAAGAGUGAGGAAACUCUCCGCACAGCCCUGGCAAUGGGAGCUGAUAGAGGAAUUCAUGUUGUUAUUGAUGACAAAGAUUAUGAAGGACUACAGCCACUUGGUGUUGCAAAACUGCUAGCUAAAAUAGUUGAACAGGAGAAACCAGACAUAGUACUUCUUGGCAAACAGGCUAUUGAUGAUGAUUGUAAUCAAACACCUCAAAUGCUGUCAGGUUUACUGAACUGGCCUCAGGCUCUUUAUGCCUCCAAGAUAGAACCAAAGGAUGGUAUACUACAUGUAACAAGAGAAAUAGACGGAGGACUUGAGAAUAUCACAGUAAAACUACCAUGUGUAGCAUCAGCAGAUUUAAGAUUAAAUGAACCAAGAUAUGCUACCCUUCCUAACAUUAUGAAAGCAAAAAAGAAAAAGAUUGACAAAAAGAAACCAGGAGAUCUUGGUGUGGAUAUCAGCCCAAAUAUCGAAGUAUUGAAUGUAGUAGAUCCUCCUGUACGUAGUGCUGGCAUAAAAGUAGAAACAGUUGAUGAUUUAGUGGGGAAACUUAAAGAUCAUGGAUUUCCUGCUUAGGAUGAUUUUGCGCAUGAAAUGGUUGCCUAUUGUACUUUCAUUUAAUUUGAUAUUUUCACACUCUGUACUUAAAUUUUGGUCAGGAAUUUGACUAUGAAAUUUUAAUAAACUAUAGUUGUUGUCUG
Messenger RNA from Exaiptasia diaphana, 907 nucleotides. RefSeq names its product electron transfer flavoprotein subunit beta. Lineage: Eukaryota; Metazoa; Cnidaria; Anthozoa; Actiniaria; Aiptasiidae. The record is from RefSeq and is a predicted model, not a curated record. Gene Ontology annotation, molecular function: electron transfer activity. Bases 12 to 782 code for a protein of 256 amino acids. The transcript has 8 exons. Gene Ontology annotation, cellular component: cytosol.